AUGACACUACAUUGCUAUAAAUCCUGGCAGGCUCACCCGUGUCUACAGUCAUCACCCCCAUCACCCGUGUCUACAGUCAUCACCCCCAUCACCCGUGUCUACAGUCAUCACACCUAUCACCCGUGUCUACAGUCAUCACCCCCAUCACCCGUGUCUACAGUCAUCACCCCCAUCACCCGUGUCUACAGUCAUCACACCUAUCACCCGUGUCUACAGUCAUCACCCCCAUUACCCUUGUCUACAGUCAUCACACCCAUCACCCGUGUCUACAGUCAUCACCCCCAUCACCCGUGUCUACAGUCAUCAACCCCAUCACCCGUGUCUACAGUCAUCACCCCCAUCACCCGUGUCUACAGUCAUCACCCGUGUCUACAGUCAUCAAACCCAUCACCCGUGUCUACAGUCAUCACUCAUAUCACCCGUGUCUACAGUCAUCACCCCCAUCACCCGUGUCUACAGUCAUCACCCCCACCACCCGUGUCUACAGUCAUCACCCCCAUCUCCCGUGUAGUCAUCAUCCCCAUCACCCGUGUCUACAGUCAUCACCCCCACCACCCGUGUCUAAAGUCAUCACCCCCAUCAUCCGUGUCUACAGUCAUCACCCCCAUCACCCGUGUCUACAGUCAUCACACCCAUCACCCGUGUCUACGGUCAUCAGACCCAUCACCCGUGUCUACAGUCAUCACCCCCAUCACCCGUGUCUACAGUCAUCACACCCAUCACCCGUGUCUACGGUCAUCAGACCCAUCACCCGUGUCUACAGUCAUCACCCCCAUCACCCGUGUCUACGGUCAUCAGACCCAUCACCCGUGUCUACAGUCAUCACCCCCAUCACCCGUGUCUACGGUAAUCACACCCAUCACCCCUGUCUACAGUCAUCACCCCCAUCACCCGUGUCUACAGUCAUCACACCCAUCACCCGUGUCUACAGUCAUCAGCCCCAUCUCCCGUGUCUACAGUCAUCACCCCCAUCACCCGUGUCUACAGUCAUCACCCCCCAUCACCCGUGUCUACAGUCAUCACACCCAUCACCCGAGUCUACAGUCAUCACCCGUGUCUACAGUUAUCACCCCCAUCACCCGUGUCUACAGUCAUCACCCCCAUCACCCGUGUCUACAGACAUCACCCCCAUCACCCGUGUCUGCAGUCAUCACCCCCACACCAUACCCUUUUACCCAUACCUCCGCUCAGCAACCCGUCCAUCCAUCCGCUCCCUCUCACCACUCCCCCAACACCUUGCCAUCUUUCCCCAAGUCGAAUCAGCCACCCAUACACUCAUCUGAUCCACACUCACGCCCAUCUACCCACCCUCACAUCUUUGGACCCAUCUACCAUCACACCUAUCCCUCAAUCAAGUAUCAUCACAGCCAUGCACCCACCUAUGCGCCAUACAGCCAUUCACUCUGA
Haliotis rufescens (red abalone) is the source of this 1407-nucleotide messenger RNA. RefSeq names its product extensin-1-like. The coding region runs from base 1 to 1407 and encodes 468 amino acids. NCBI's taxonomy places the organism in Eukaryota, Metazoa, Mollusca, Gastropoda, Lepetellida, Haliotidae. The transcript has a single exon. The record is from RefSeq and is a predicted model, not a curated record.